UACAGAGAGAAAACGCUUUACGAAUAACAAAGACAUGAGCAUGCAGAGAAGUAGGACAAUAUAGCGUAUGUAUUAUAGAAACACUAUAACGUAAAAGGUGUUAAAGUACAUGUAUGAAUGAUCAUGCAUACAUAGUAAAUACGGAGAAUAAAAAUAAAAGGAAACAAUAAAUGCCCAAUUUAUAGACGGGUCGAUGGAUCGAUGGAUAAAUGGAUAAAUGGAUAGAUGGAUAGAUAGUUAGAUGGAGAAAAGAUGGAUGGAUAGGGCUUGUUUUUCCUUUCAAAAAUGUCAGAUCAUUCCUCAUUUCCUCCAGCAGGGGACCGAAAAGAGAAAAACUGGGAGGAAAAAAAAAAACCCCAAAUCCAGGAAUCUUGAGUCAGCAGCGGCUUCGGUCCGCUUCUCCUCCUGCUUCCGUGGAUCGAUCUGAGCUGCGAUCACCGCGAUCACGGCGGACUGUGAGUCUGCACUGGUCUGCAUCCCGGUACGACGCGUUUUUCUGCGGGGAGCAGAAAACCGAAACACCGGAGUCCGUCUCCAUGAGCUUUGAUGAGCAAGAGGAUUAAAAACCCAUCUGCAGACUCGCGUCGUGUCCCUCCACUUAACAUCCACCUGAAAGCUUCAUGUCUCUCAGAGUUUCAGCCAUGAGCGUUCUUCCUCCGGUCCGAAAGGACCGUAUCGUUGCACAGCUCCCUCGGUAUUUCAGGGAAGAGGCGGCCUUUCACACCGCCGACGACUUCAACAGCAAAGUGAAGACGGCCUGUCAGGAGCAGCGGACCGGCACCGUGGGAUUUAAAAUCUCUAAGGUCAUUGUUGUGGGUGACCUGGCUGUGGGGAAAACCUGUCUGAUUAAUCGGUUUUGCAAAGAUGCUUUUGAUAAAAACUACAAGGCAACGAUCGGUGUUGACUUUGAGAUGGAGCGCUUUGAGGUGCUCGGCGUUCCAUUCAGCCUUCAGCUCUGGGACACUGCAGGCCAGGAGAGGUUCAAGUGCAUCGCUUCCACGUACUACAGAGGAGCCCAGGUCGUGAUUAUAGCGUUCGACGUAAACGACGUCGCCUCUUUGGGCCACGUGAGACAGUGGCUUGAAGACGCCCUGCGGGAGAACGACCCCACUGCUGUUCAGCUGUUCCUUGUUGGCACCAAGAAAGACCUGAGUUCCCCUGCACAGUAUUCUCAGAUUGAACAAGAUGCCCUCAAACUAGCACAUGAGAUGCGAGCGGAGUACUGGGCCGUGUCCUCGCUGACCGGAGAAAACGUCAAAGAGUUUUUCUUUCGAGUCGCUUCGUUGGCCUUUGAGACCAACGUUCUUGCUGAGUUGGAGAAAAGUGGUCCGAGGCAAAUUGGGGGCGUCGUCAGAAUUAACAGCACUUCAAACAAUGUGUACGCUUCAUCAAAGAAGAAGCAGACAAACUGCUGUCAGUAAGGAUGGCGGCAGACGUUUAGUCGAAGGUACAGACUUGAUGAGGGAAAAGACUGGUGGUAUUUCUGCGGUGGAGGCAGGAGGAGGGACGCUGGAGUUUGACUUCCUGAAAUCUUUGAGUUUAGUUUUUCUUGGCCUGGAAAGAUUUCUGCUCUGUGGGAUGUGGAUUCUUGUGGUAUUGCUCAGUUGAGCUUGUCUAGAGUUACAGUGACGCAGGAAUUAUGCUCAGAAUGACUGUUCUGUUACUGCGGAGAUGCCAAAGAGUGACUGUGGAUGCUUAAAUAUUCAGUCUCGCUGCUUUAUUUUUGUUAAACCAUUAAGAUUUUUCUUCACCACAAAUGACAAAUGUCAGGUAACCUCUUUUCAUGACGAUAGACUGUAGACGAGAUGACCCUAACCUAAAAUAUUCUGCAGUAAUUCUUAAGAAACAAGCAACGAUCUGAAGAAACACUGAAAAGGUAUUUUUCUGCUUAGUUAUCUCAUGGCCCCUCACAUUUGUUUUUUGACCUUUCAGACCUCUCGACCCAGAUUCAUUGUUGUAGAUUCUGACUUUUAGACUUUAUCCUUCAUAGGUACUUUUUGCUUUUUGUUUAAAAUGACUGAAUUCGAAUAAUCCAUUUUUUUAUUUUAAAAAAUGAAAUACUGUACUGGUUUAAGCAUUUAUUUUCUUUAAAAUAGCUCAUGUUUUACAUGUAAUAAAAAUAUAUAUUAAAAAAGUAAAA
This is a messenger RNA of Gasterosteus aculeatus aculeatus (three-spined stickleback), 2140 nucleotides long. RefSeq names its product ras-related protein Rab-34. NCBI's taxonomy places the organism in Eukaryota, Metazoa, Chordata, Actinopteri, Perciformes, Gasterosteidae. The record is from RefSeq and is a predicted model, not a curated record. Gene Ontology annotation, molecular function: GTPase activity; GTP binding.